Messenger RNA from Ustilaginoidea virens, 582 nucleotides. RefSeq lists its product as uncharacterized. Lineage: Eukaryota; Fungi; Ascomycota; Sordariomycetes; Hypocreales; Clavicipitaceae. The record is from RefSeq and is a predicted model, not a curated record. The transcript has a single exon. Bases 1 to 582 code for a protein of 193 amino acids.
AUGGAGGAGAAAGAGGGGGAAAAGACGGAAAAGGCAGAAAAGGCAGAAAAGGCAGAAAAGGCAGAAAAGGCAGAAAAGGCAGAAAAGGCAGAAAAGACAGAAAAGACUGAAAAGACCCGACGAGUCACGACCAGACGUCUCCCAACACCUGGUGCAGCUGCCGCAGGAGUCAGGAGUCAGUGCCGCCGGCACUGCCAAGGGGCCAAGAAAAUGGGGGCCGAUGGGCCAAAUCGACGGCGCAAAUCGACCAGGAACCAGCUCGGAUCCGGUGGGGCGCGUGGGGGCUGUGCUGGUCUCCGUAUCUCGCCCAAAGAGGCUAGCCCCGUCAGGGGCAUCGACGACGUAAUUGUGGGUCCGUCCCUUGGCCUGGCGCCUUCCUUUGCUUAUUGCUACAUAGGAGCGCAGCCAUGUUGGGUUGCCGCCGCGCUGCUUCAUGGCCUUGACAUCCACGCAGAGAGCACAUGGAUUCUUCACUGCCCAGGCCCGAGCACAGAGGCUUCUUGCACCUGCGGCAUUUUGUUUUGCUUCCGCAGCCCGCUCAUGAGUCCAGAUUUCGAGCCCCGGAUGACGGAUGACGGAUGA